Messenger RNA from Cajanus cajan (pigeon pea), 3966 nucleotides. RefSeq names its product PH, RCC1 and FYVE domains-containing protein 1. The record is from RefSeq and is a predicted model, not a curated record. Lineage: Eukaryota; Viridiplantae; Streptophyta; Magnoliopsida; Fabales; Fabaceae. Gene Ontology annotation, molecular function: metal ion binding.
UUAGUUGGCGGACGUGGAACCGGUUUAAGAAGCGCGCCAAUAUCUCAUUCCCUUUCCUUUAACACCCCCUUUUUCAAAAUUUCAAUCUUUUUGGCAGUGACAUGGGAAAUCUUCAUCUGGGUCAUUCUCUGAUUCUGAAUCUAUAGCACACAUCAUGCCGCCCCACUAGUGCCAUGUCUGAGUUUAAGGGUUUUAUUUUUAAUUUUUUUUAACCUUGUCCAAUUUUUUUCAUCUUGAGGUUUUUGGAGACUUAGAUGAGAGGCCUGAGUAGAAAGCAUGAUGCUUGAGCUUUGUCCUCUACACUGGUUUCCAUACAAUUUUAUUCAGAUGGAAUGGCAGAUCCUGAGAGUUAUGGGAGUCAUGAGCGUGAUAUUGAGCAAGCAUUGAUUGCUUUAAAAAAGGGCACUCAGCUAGUAAAGUAUUGUCGAAAAGGGAAGCCAAAAUUUUGUUCAUUCAGGCUCUCAUCGGAUGAAACAAAACUGAUUUGGAUUUCUCAUGGAAAGGAAAAGUGUCUAAAAUUGUCUUCUGUUUCACACAUCAUCCCUGGACAGAGAACAGCUGUCUUUAACAGAUACUUGCGCCCUGAAAAGGAUUAUCUGUCAUUUUCACUUAUUUAUAAAAAGGGGGAACGAUCACUUGAUCUGAUCUGCAAGGACCAAGCAGAGGUAGAGGUAUGGUUUUCAAGCCUUAAGGCAUUAAUUUCCACUGGAGAGCGUAUUAGGCAUGGAACAAGUGAUUUAACCAAUGAUAGUGGUGACUCUGUUCACUCUAGUCGCUCUGCUCCAAAUGAUCGUCCUCAUGCUGGAACACUAGAGUAUGCAUCAAGCGUUGCCCGUGGCAGGUUUUCAUUUGAAUCGGUGUCUCAUGAAUCUACAUCUUCUGGGUCAAGAUCAGAUGCUAGUAUGCCACUAAGGACAAGCGUUGGAGAUGGUGCUCGUGUUAGUGUAUCAAGUAUUAGCCACUCAAGUAGUGUAGGAUCAGGAUCAGGAAUAGAUGACAUAGAAUCGCUAGGUGAUGUUUAUGUAUGGGGAGAAGUUUGGGCAGAUGGAAUACCAUCUGAUGGAUUGGGGAGUCAGACCCCUCUUAAGACAGAUGUGCUGAUUCCUAAGUCAUUAGAGUCUGAUGUUGUUCUUGAUGUUCAUCAAAUUGGGCCUGGUGUACGUCAUGUUGCUCUAGUUACAAGGCAAGGGGAGGUUUUUACUUGGGGAGAGGACUCUGGUGGAAGACUUGGUCAUGGGUUUGAAAAAGAUUUUGGCCGACCUCAUCUUGUGGAGUCCCUGGCAGUUACUAAUGUGAGUUAUGUUGCAUGUGGUGAACAUCAUACAUGUGCUGUGUCUGCAUCUGGUGACCUAUUCACCUGGGGUGAUGGUACACAUUGUGCAGGACUUCUUGGUCAUGGAAGUGAUGUUAGCUACUGGACACCAAAGAGGGUUAGUGGCCCUUUAGAGGGACUUCAGGUUGUAUCUGUAGCAUGUGGCACAUGGCAUUCAGCAUUAGCAACCUCUUAUGGGAAAUUGUUUACCUUUGGUGAUGGAAAAUUUGGUGUAUUGGGCCAUGGAGAUCGAGAGAGUGUGCCAUAUCCAAAGGAGGUACAAUUAUCGAGUGGACACAAGACUAUUAAGGUUGCAUGUGGAGUGUGGCACACAGCUGCUAUUGUAGAGGUUACUGAUCCACCUAGUUCAAAUGCUUUGUCCAGGAAGCUCUUCACAUGGGGUGAUGGUGACAAAUAUCGCUUGGGUCAUGUUAACAAGGAAACUUACCUUAAACCAACUUGUGUAGCUGCACUUGCUGAAUAUAGUUUUCAGCAGAUUGCAUGUGGGUACACUAUGACUGUUGCACUCACGGCAUCUGGUCAUGUUUUCACUGUCGGAGGCACAACAUAUGGUCAAUUAGGAAAUCCAAUGUCUGAUGGAAAAGUUCCAAUUCUAGUCCGAGACAAGUUAUUAGGCGAGUUUGUUGAGGAAAUAUCAUGUGGUGCACAUCAUGUAGCUGUAUUGACUUCAAGAAGUGAACUAUAUACUUGGGGGAGAGGUGCCAAUGGAAGAUUAGGACAUGGAGACACGGAAGACCAGAAAACUCCAACAUUGGUGGAAGCAUUGAAAGACAGGCAUGUUAAGAAUAUCUCAUGUGGCUCGACCUUUACAUCUUGUAUAUGCCUACAUAAAUGGGUUUCUGGAGUUGAUCAAUCUGUUUGCUCUGAUUGUCGACAACCAUUUGGUUUUACUAGAAAAAGGCAUAAUUGUUAUCAUUGUGGAAUUGUGUUCUGCCAUCCUUGUAGUUCAAAAAAAGCCUUGAGAGCAGCACUGGCUCCAACACCUAGCAAACCACAUCGCGUGUGUGAUGCUUGUUAUACUAAGCUAAAAGGUUCUGAUAGUUCUUCCAAUUUUAAUAGAGAAAUUACUCGUCCUUCUAGUUCCAUAAGUGGAAGGGAAAGAUUUGACAGGGGAGAGAUAAAGUCUUCAAGAGUUCUCUUGCCUUCCAUCACAGAACCGGUAAAAUACCUUGAGAUUAGGAGUAAUAGGCCUGGAAGUACACAUGACUCCUCUUCCAUAGUCCGAGCUGCUCAAGUUCCUUCAAGUUUACAAUUAAAAGAUGUAACAUUUCCAAGUUCAUUGAGUUCUGCCCAGAAUUUAUUCAAGCUUGUUAUACCGUCAAGUCAACCUCCAACUCCACCAACACCAGCUACUUUGAGACCUAUGUCACCAUAUGCUAAAAGACCACCAAGCCCACCACGUUCUACCUCCCCUGGAUUUUCAAGAAGCCUUGUUGAUAAUUUAAAGAGGAGAAAUGAUUAUUUGAAUCAAGAAGUCUCAAAAUUGCACAACAAAAAUCGAAGUUUGAGGCAAAAGAGCGAAUUGCAAGAUAUGAAGAUUCAGGAGCUUCAGAAACAUAUUGAAAAAGCCAUGUCACAAGUUGGAGAGGAAUCUUCUAAGCUUAGAGAAGCAAGGGUAUUUAUCAAGUCCAUGACAGAUAAGUUGAGGGAAGUGGCUGAGACGUUGCCACCUGAAAUUUCUGAUGACGAAACCUUGAGAACAAUGCAAGCUCAAGCUGAAGAAUUUCUUCUUGAGGAAAAGGAUUUUGAAUCUUCUUCCUCACCACCAAGGCUUGAGCCUGAGCAACAAAGUGCACCCGAUGAAACUGCCUCAAAUAGCGACUCUUUGAAACUGCAAGAGCAAAGAAUGGAAAGAAAUGAUGAUGCUGCUGGGGCUGCUCCAGGUAUAAUUGGAGGAAAUGUUCUUGAAGAAAGCAACAAAUCAUCUGUAUCUAGUACAGGAGUGCCUCAGCCAACCUCCGGAUAUGGUUCAAGAUUACAUGACUCUAGUAUACGAGUAAGAGAAGGAGAAAGAUCAGUCAUUGAACAAUUUGAGCAUGGUGUUUAUGUCACACUCAUUGUACUCCCUAGUGGUUCCAAAGUUUUCAAACGAGUUAGAUUCAGUAAACGAAGAUUCAAUGAGCAACAAGCAGCAGAAUGGUGGAACCAAAACAAAGAUAGGGUGCACAAUAAAUAUAGUGCAUGUGCUGAAGAUGAUAGUGAGGCAUUACCCUCUUCCUAAACUUAUUUCUGUGGUCUACCCAGGCAUCCCAUAGUCUGAUGGAAUGAUCCAGAGCAUAGAAGCAGCAUCUAUUUAUCAAGUGUAAAAAAGUCUAUCUUAGGCAAAUUAGUGUAAAAAACUUGACAGCAUCUACAACAAUCUGGAUAUGACAUGCAAUAGAGGAUAGAACAUGUAGUAAGGUUUAGAGGUAGUAAAUUUACUUUUCAUUAACAUGCUUUGGAUCUCAUUCUUUCCUUGUAACUCUUCCUCUAUAAAUCCAUGUGUUAGUUUUGUAUUUUGGGUCUACAGUCAUAGAGGUCUUGUUAUUCGUAUUGUACAUUGGGACAGGUGUAAUUUGUUUAAAUCCUCUAAAAAUUCUAGAGAAGCAGUUAAUAUAUGAAUGAUGAUGAAUAAUGCUACAAAUACACUUUAU